AUGUCGGAAGAAGAGGGUCUUCCCAACCCGGACGUCCAUGAGACAACGGUGUUCAGGCUGGCCACAGAAGCAGAACAGGUGGCAAAAGUGAUGGACCUCACAGCAGACGAUGGAGAGGGUGCCGAGGAGCUUGUGAUGGAUGCAAUUCCACCGCAGUUUCAGAUGCCCGGAAUACCGACAAAACUAGAGAUGGAUGAAGGAACUGAAAUGACCAGUCGUCCAUCAUUGCGUCGUGCAUCCUUCUCAAGCAACAAGGCAGGAUCAAUUUCAGCCAGCUUUCUGAAAGGACAGGAAGCAGAAUGUUGCAUCUGCUGCGCAGAGCUGCCUUCAGACACGGUUUGUAUGCUGAUGCCGAGAUUUGGGAAGAAGCGCUCUUGUAGGCACUAUUUGCACCACAGCUGUGUCAAGCUGCUCAUGCAGUCAACGCCUGCACCGUAUCUUUGCCCUUUGUGUCGAACAGAAUUUGUCCGAGCAGAACCUCUGCCAGAUGUGCGUUUGAACAGCUCUGCCUGGUUCCGAGCCAUUGACGAUGAUGAUUCAGGUGCUUUGGAGAAGUGUGAGGUGAUUGAUGCUCUGUGCGCCACCCUGCCUGUAGAUCCUGAGAAGCUCGAGGCUGUGAAGCUGUGGUCGCAGUGGGACCUGGAAGGCUCGGGACGAAUCACCCGCGAAGCUUUUGAGCAUCCGCGCGGGAUGCUGCAGUUUGUUUUGUACAGCCUACCGUCUUUGAAGCGGGAGGUUCGCUCUGGUGCAGUCCCAGACAUCGAACAAAGCAGAGAAAGUUGGUUUAGAUACUGGGACGAGGACAACCUGCGAGAGCUGGAAUUCCUGACAUUUCUUCGAGCUUUGGCAAGAACCCUUCGGAUAGACGGUGAUUGUGCAGACAUGUCCUUGCUGCGCAAGGUGUUGAUUCAGCUUUUCAAGGAUUUUGGACUCUGUGAGGAGGUCAAUGCCGAUUGUCAGACAGGGGCCUGGUCUGUGCAAGGUAUUGAAUCUAGACCUCUGACGCAGAAGCUUUUCUGUGAAAGGCCUGAUGGCUUUUGUGACCGCCUUCUCGAUCAACUGAAACAAGAAUUUGGACGUAGCCGGUUUUUGCGGCUUCGGGAGCGAGCUCGGCUUUUGCAGCUUCCAAUAGCGGAGCUAAAGCGUGAGCUGCCAAGGAAUGCUCCGGUACCUCUGGAGAAGGCGGAUCUGGUUGAAACCAUUUUGGCUGCUGCUUCGAGCUCUCCAUCGCCCCCUCCUUCGCGGACAGCUGCUGCCAGAAGAUCCGAAAACCCUCAAUGUGGCCCAGCAGGCCUCACACAUCAAGAAGUGCAAGCUUUGCCUUUGGCCGAGCUGCAGCGGAGGCUAAGGUCUGUGGGCGUGUCCUACGACCAUUGUUUGGAACGUCGGGAGCUGGAGGAGCUACUACUGUCGCAUAGGUCACCACCUACAGGUUCUUCAACGGCACAAACAGCGACAGAUUUGGGACCACAACGUCGGUGUGAUCGCUGCUUUGAACAAUGCAGCUUACAUUGA
This is a messenger RNA of Cladocopium goreaui, 1515 nucleotides long. The record is from the annotation of a GenBank genome assembly. Lineage: Eukaryota; Dinophyceae; Suessiales; Symbiodiniaceae.